GAAACACAUACUAGUAGAGAAUGGCGAGUUUCGAAGUCGCCGGAGCUGAGUCCCAUCGGCCGGAGAAUAUGUCCAACAUCAUUAUAACUGAUGAAGAGAUAGGAGAGAAGGAAGAGAACGACAGUCCAGUAGAAGAAGUCCGGCUUACCGUGCCGAUAACCGACGAUCCGACAGAACCGGCACUGACGUUCAGGACAUGGACACUGGGGACAAUAUCGUGCGUACUGCUUGCGUUCGUGAACCAGUUCUUCCAGUUGCGGACGAACGUACUAAGCGUGACAGCAGUCUCGGUUCAGAUCAUCGCUCUGCCGCUUGGGAAGUUAAUGGCCGGGACCCUGUCGAGGAGGAGGUUCGGGUUUCCGGGGACGAACUGGACGUGGUCACUGAACCCGGGACCUUUCAGCAAGAAGGAACAUGUCCUCAUCACCAUAUUUGCCAGUGCAGGUUAUUCAGUAGCUUAUGCCACAAACAUUAUCAUCGCCGUCAAAGUGUUCUACCACCAAAAGCUUGAUGCUCUGCCCGCUAUGUUGCUCGUCCAAACGACUCAGUUGCUGGGAUAUGGAUGGGCUGGACUGUUUAGGAAAUUCCUGGUGGAUUCGCCAUAUAUGUGGUGGCCUUCCAAUUUGGUUCAAGUCUCCCUCUUCAGAGUGUUGCAUGAGAAGGAGGAGAAGCGUGAAGGCCAGCGCACACGGCUGCAAUUCUUCCUCCUCGUCUUUUUAGCGGGCUUUGCUUACGCCAUUGCCCCAAAUUACAUUUUCCCUUCCAUAUCGGCUAUUUCCGUUGUUUGCUGGAUAUGGAAGAACUCGGUGACUGCCCAUCAGAUCGGUUCAGGGAUGAAUGGUCUUGGCAUCGGAUCUUUCGGCCUUGAUUGGUCAACGGUCGCUAUGUUAGGCAGUCCUUUGGCUGUUCCUUUCUUUGCCAUUCUCAAUAUCUUUGUCGGUUUUGCCAUCUUCAUUUACAUAGUCCUCCCUAUCUUGUACUGGGGCAACUUCUAUGACGCCAAGAAGUUCCCAAUAUAUAUUCAAGAUGUCUAUGAUCAAACCGGGGCGCAAUUCAACACCACACACAUCCUCAAUCACAGCACGUUCGAUAUCAAUUUGCCCGCUUACGAAAGCUACAGCAAGCUGUACAUGUCUGUCGUGUUAGCCUUGGUCUAUGGACUUAGCUUUGGUAAUCUCACAGCCACCAUUUCCCAUGUUGCCCUCUUUGAUGGAAAGUUUAUAUGGGAGAUGUGGAGAAAGAGUUCAUCAGCGGCCAAGGACAAAUUCGGAGAUGUGCAUACGAGAUUGAUGAAAAAGAACUACAAAGCAGUACCUCAAUGGUGGUUCACAGUCAUUUUGGUCAUAUCUUUUGGACUUUCCCUCUGGGCCUGUGAGGGCUUUGAUAAACAACUUCAACUCCCAUGGUGGGGGCUUAUACUCGCAUGUGCCAUCGCCUUGUUCUUUACCCUGCCCGUCGGAGUAAUCCAGGCAACAACAAACCAGCAAAUGGGACUGAACGUGAUCACUGAGUUGGUCAUCGGGUACCUCUACCCUGGAAAGCCUUUGGCAAAUGUAUCCUUUAAGACAUAUGGAUAUAUAAGUAUGUCCCAAGCGCUAACCUUCCUCCAAGACUUUAAACUGGGCCACUAUAUGAAGAUCCCGCCGAGAUCUAUGUUCCUUGUCCAGUUGGUCUCAACUAUUGUCGCAUCGACCGUCUGCUUUGCGACAAUAUGGUGGCAAAUCAUAAACAUUGAGAAUGUCUGCCAGACAGACUUGCUUCCCAAAGAUAGCCCAUGGAAAUGUCCAGGCCCAAGGCUAUUCUACAAUGCUUCAAUCAUAUGGGGAGUCAUCGGUCCGGGAAGAAUGUUCACAAAUAAAGGUGUCUACCCAGAGAUGAAUUGGUUCUUCCUAAUUGGCAUCCUCGCCCCUGUUCCUGGUUGGUACCUGUCAAGAAAGUUCCCAGAAAAGAAAUGGAUCAAGCAAGUCCACAUACCCUUGAUCUUUGCAGGGUUGAACGGGGUACCAUAUGUAAAAGCCGUGCAUUACUGGUCUUGGUUCAUCGUUGGGGUUAUAUUCAACUAUUUCAUAUUCAGGAAGUUCAAGGACUGGUGGGUAAGACACACCUACAUUAUGUCUGCGGCUCUGGACGCAGGCACUGCAUUCAUGACGGUAGCUAUCUUCUUUGUGUUCCAACACAAUGAUAUUAACAUUCCCCAUUGGUGGGGGACCACAUCCGGUGACCAAUGUCCUUUGGCAUCAUGUCCUACGGCCAAAGGAAUGGUCACCAAGGGUUGUCCGGUCUUCUAAGGAAUCCUCAAGAAGGCUCUCGUGGAUGAGAAGGUUGCUCCAAGUUGUGAUUCAUGAAGGUGAUUGAUUGCUGUCCAAGGACAAGCUGCAGAAAAAUUCGAUUGUUGGACGAUUGCAGAAGUGCUGUAAACACUGUUAUUAAGAAGUGAUUGAUUAACACGUAACUAGUAAAUUUGGUUC
This is a messenger RNA of Tarenaya hassleriana, 2468 nucleotides long. RefSeq names its product oligopeptide transporter 1-like. The record is from RefSeq and is a predicted model, not a curated record. Gene Ontology annotation, molecular function: oligopeptide transmembrane transporter activity. The coding region runs from base 21 to 2288 and encodes 755 amino acids. Lineage: Eukaryota; Viridiplantae; Streptophyta; Magnoliopsida; Brassicales; Cleomaceae. Gene Ontology annotation, biological process: transmembrane transport. The transcript is spliced from 7 exons.